AGCAGGAAGUUCUGCUGAAUUUUAGAAGCAAAACGACAGACUCAACUGCCGUUGUUGUACAGACAAGCAGCUUCCACAAAGUUUGAACUUCAGUGCAAUGCCUACAUGUGGAGCAGCAGUGCUUUAAGAGACCAGUUUCUCGCUGUCAUUUUUCAUCCAGCUGAGUGUAUAAAACAAUUGGAAGGAAAGUUGUAGACAGAGAUGAUGUUCCAAGUCAUUAUAGUCCUUAUGUGGUGUGCGGCAUCUGAUGAACAGGAUUAUCCUUUCAGGAACACUUCACUGUCUUGGGAGGACCGGGUCAGUGACUUAAUUGACAGAUUAACACUGGAUGAGAUGGUCUUGCAGAUGGCAAGAGGAGGUGCACGGAAAAAUGCUCCCGCACCACCAAUUGAGCGACUGGGAAUCAAACCUUAUUCCUGGAACACUGAAUGCUUGAGGGGAGAUGCUGAAGCCCCAGGCUGGGCAACAUCGUUUCCACAGGCCCUUGGAUUGGCUGCCUCUUUCAAUUUGGCCCUGAUGUAUCGUGUGGCAAAUGCCACUGGGACAGAAGUAAGAGCAAAGAACAACUAUUUUACUUCUGUUGGAGACUACAGUGACCACACUGGACUGAGCUGUUUCAGCCCUGUAGUAAACAUCAUGAGACACCCACUGUGGGGAAGGAACCAGGAAACAUAUGGUGAAGAUCCUUUUCUUAGUGGACAGCUGUCUACUGCUUUUGUGAAGGGUUUACAGGGAGACCACCCUCGAUAUAUUAAAGCAAACUCUGGAUGCAAACACUUUGAUGUUCAUGGUGGCCCAGAGAAUAUUCCUGAAUCAAGAUUCAGUUUUGAUGCCAAGGUAACUGAUCGAGACUGGAGAAUGACUUUCCUCCCCCAGUUCCAAGCUUGUGUCAGUGCCGGGACCUACAGUCUGAUGUGCAGUUAUAACAGGAUCAAUGGAGUUCCUUCUUGUGCCAAUAAGAAGCUUCUGACAGACAUCUUGCAUACAGAAUGGGGCUUCAAAGGUUAUGUGGUCAGUGACGAGGGAGCAAUUGAAUUCAUCAUGACAAGGCACAAUUACACAACCAGCUUCCUGGAGACAGCCAUUGCUUCUGUAAAUGCUGGUGUUAAUCUGGAGCUGUCUAUUAACCUUCCUGAUAAUGUGUUCAUGAAGAUAUCAGAAGCAGUGGCAAAGGGGAAUAUUACCAAAGAGAUGGUGAAAAAUCGAGUGCGUCCAUUAUUCUACACUCGAAUGCGACUGGGGGAGUUUGACCCCCCUGAAAUGAAUCCCUACCGUGCCCUUGGAAUGGAUGUAGUACAGAAUGAUGAACACAGAAAUCUCUCCUUACAAGCUGCAAUCCAGAGCUUUGUUCUUCUGAAGAAUCUUCAACAAACCCUACCCAUCAGUCGAAAGUACAUCACUGGAAAAACUGUUGCUGUCAUUGGUCCAUUCGCAGACAAUCCAAAAGUUUUGUUUGGAGAUUAUGCACCUGUUCCAGAUCCUCAGUUUGUGUACACACCCAGGAAAGGUCUAAAAACACUCCCAGUGAAAGUCUUAUUUGCAGCAGGUUGCACUGAACCAACAUGCAAGAAUUACUCACCCACCGAAAUAAAAGAGGCGGUCCAGUCUGCUGACAUUAUUAUUGUGUGCCUUGGAACAGGAACUGACAUUGAAACAGAGGGACGUGACAGAAUGGAUAUCGCACUUCCAGGUCAUCAAGAUGAACUACUAAGGGAUGCAGUCAGCUCAGCAUCUGGAAGACCAGUCAUCGUAUUGCUUUUCAAUGCAGGCCCCAUUGAUGUUAACUGGGCAAAAUCUAACAAUGAUGUUCAUGCAAUCAUUGAGUGUUUCUUCCCAGCCCAAACAACUGGCUUGGCCAUAGCCAGAAUUCUGCUGAAUGAAGAUGGUGCAGUUCCAGCUGGAAGGCUUCCUGCUACAUGGCCAUCUCAUUUGGAUCAGGUACCACCUAUGGAGAAUUACAGCAUGGAAGGCCGAACUUAUCGUUAUUAUGGUAACAAGGUUCCUCUUUAUCCCUUUGGCUAUGGGCUGUCCUAUACCACUUUCAUCUACAGUCAGCUGACUCUGUCAACAACUAACAUACCAAUCUGUGGAAACCUCACAGUGUCUGUGCAGGUGCAGAAUUCUGGGAAACAAGAUGGAGAUGAGGUCAUACAGCUGUAUUUACGCUGGGGUCAGGCAUCUGUCACAAUGCCACAGUGGCAGCUGGUUGGUUUCACCCGUGCCACUAUAACUGCUGGACAAAUAAAGAAACUUGAGUUCAAGGUGACUUAUGACCAAAGGGCCAUCUGGACCGACCAGUGGAUGCUAGAGCCAGGAGCUUUUAGCCUUUUUGCAGGAGGACAACAGCCAUUUCAACAGACUUCAACAGGAUCUAAUGUUCUUCAGGCUGAUUUUCUAGUAUCUGGUACAGCACGACGUCUGAUUGAUUGCAAAAACUAGCUGUGUUUCCCUUGUAUUUUAACAAUUUACUGGUGAUAUAAUAAUGUGUGGACAGUAAUGAUAAAAUAUAAUGCUACUGUCGUCUAUCAUGCUGAACAUAUACAAAUAAGAUUCUUCAAGUCUUGUACACGAGUAAAGGACUUAUGAAUUAUACAUUUCCAUACCAAAAAUCAAAAGCUAAUGUGGAGACACUGCAAAGAAAAAAAUAGCACAGCCGUAAAAUACUUUAGUAUCAAGGCUAUUAUCAAACUAAGUAGUCUUGCACCUUGCAUGUAAGUAUGUAUAUAGUACUUAAUAGUUGCAUGUAUGUUAUUUGUCUUGUUCUUAAUAAUUGUAUGUAUGUCAUUUAUGUAAUUCAUACUUGGAGAGUCACUAAAACCAGAGUCAAAUUCCUUGUAUGUGUGCAUACUUGGCCAAUAAAUGUGAUUCUAAUUCUGGUUCAAAAGUAGGGAUGAAAAAUUGGGUAAAAAAAAGUCCUUCAAGUUCUUCAUGAUUGCCUCUACUUCCAAGAUAAUAAAGUGCAGGAAUGCAAUUCCCGUAUAGUGGUCAGUAAUUUCAACAAACUAAAGUUGUUGAUGCAAAUGAAACGUAGCAGAGUGUGUUUACUAAUUUCACUGGAAAUUAUAUGCUUUUUACUGCACAUUUAUGGCAUGUUGGGUGUUUCAGGAGUUUGCAAAAAUAAACUCAAGCAUGAC
Molecule: messenger RNA, 3134 nt
Organism: Protopterus annectens (West African lungfish)
Lineage: Eukaryota; Metazoa; Chordata; Ceratodontiformes; Protopteridae
Product: probable beta-D-xylosidase 5
Exons: 15
Coding region: 202-2439 (745 amino acids)
Biological process (GO): arabinan catabolic process; xylan catabolic process
Cellular component (GO): plant-type cell wall
Molecular function (GO): xylan 1,4-beta-xylosidase activity; alpha-L-arabinofuranosidase activity
Source: RefSeq, a predicted model, not a curated record